This is a messenger RNA of Pisolithus orientalis, 1380 nucleotides long. RefSeq lists its product as uncharacterized. NCBI's taxonomy places the organism in Eukaryota, Fungi, Basidiomycota, Agaricomycetes, Boletales, Pisolithaceae. The record is from RefSeq and is a predicted model, not a curated record. Bases 413 to 1297 code for a protein of 294 amino acids. The transcript is spliced from 2 exons.
CAACUGUAUUCUUACCCGCCUGUGAUGUCUGACGGGACCCCGUUAUCCCCAUCGCGGAGCAACCGGGCUCUGUCGUGAAUUUGUGCGAGGUGUUUUGUCAUGCUGAGACACAGGCGACGAUCACAUAAGCGUUGGGAAUGGUCGUGGCCUCUCGACUUGCCAACGCCCACAGAUGUUAUCGCUUAUACACUGGCCGCCGGGAUCCUGCCCGAUCUUUUCUAUCGCUGGGGAAGAUCUGUAGGGUGACACUUGUUGGGCCGAGUUUGUUUCUGUAGGUAACCUCCAAACUAUAAUAUAACUUUUGAUUACCCUCUCCCCCCAAAGCCCAGCUAGUUCCGUGAAGCGUUCCUGCGACCGGGCUAGUCGCGGGAUCAUUCGUACGGUACUUCUAUCCUCAAGUUUAACCACCACUAUGGGUCCAGUCGUACAGGCAGAAGAUGGAUCCUUUCCCCCCGAUUUCCCCCUAGCUGUAUGCCUCAAUGGCGCAACAAAUCCAGAGACAUUCCACGUCAUCCGAUCCUUCACUCCAUUCACUAAAGCCCAAGUAUACCUCGUCAGACCAGAUCCCAACACUGAUCUGCCACUCCAAGUUAUUCUAAAAGUGUAUGACCCUCGAUUCCUCGAUGAUCGCUAUCCGAAGUCCUCCCGUUUACCCAGCCGACCGUGGACGCUCCGGGCGGAGUCCGUCGCGGCUAUGAAGAGGAAGCGGAUUGAAUUGGGCGAGAUCGAUGAUGAUUUCCACGUUGACCUGUUGUAUGGCGACGAAGAGGCUGAUCCUUCUCUCUGGGAGGAACACUUCUUCCGCUUGAUGAAGGAAUGCUUCGAGUCCGAACUUGAAGCAUACAAGCGUCUAGAUGACAUACAAGGUCGCAGCAUCCCGAAGUUCUUCGGAGCAGGAAGACUAAUACCAAACCCUCUGGACUCACGCGCUAUCGAGCCACUAGCGGUACUCAUUGAAUACAUUCCUGGCGUGUCGCUGUGCAACAUCGACCCUGUACUGGUUCGCCCAGAUCUUUAUGAGCCGCUGAUUGCGGCAGUCGCUACCUUCUCGAAGCAUGGGGUCUUCCACGACGACGUUAACCAGAACAAUAUCUUGUUCAGCCCAGCAGAAGCACCGAAGAGGGCGGUGCUAAUUGAUUUUGGAUGUGCUGCUGUGAGGGACGCCGAGCAACCAGACGAGGAGUGGGAUGAAGCCGUGCGAUUUGCUAAUGACGUUGGGAGGUUGAGGUUGUCGUUGGAGAAGAAGCUGGGGAUCAAACUAGAUGUCGAUCAGGCCAGCGCCGUGCCUGACGCGUAGGCAAUUUAUGUCUACCACCACGAUCGGUAAGCCCCUUUUCGGUCAACAAGUAUUAGUGUCGGAAGUGGACUCUCUUGGCUACC